CAGUCUUUACAGUGUACAGCCUUCAUACUCUUCAAGGUGCUGACAAUGAGUGCUGACUGGUGGAUUUUCAUUUUAGCCCUGUGCUUCAUGUGUGUCUCUUCAAAUGAAGAUGAAUAUGACCGUGAGGAUUGUUCUGAAGAUUUGGACUGUGAGAGGCAGAGACUCAGUGCUCGGCUUGGCUCCACUGUUCUCCUGUCAUGCCACUUUUCAAAAAGAACCCCCUCCCAGGUGUUGUGGGUCCAUAUGGAUGAUGUGAUCUUCCUCACAUCUGAUGGCCGUGUUAAGUUCUCGAACCCCAGGCAUGGCCGGGUGAAAGUCUUUCCAAACCAGGGCUCACAGGGGAACUACUCCAUCUGCAUCGAUGAGCUUCAGGAUUCUGACCUGGGGUGUUAUCGCUGUAAGCAGGGAAACGACUGUCUUGAAGUGAAAUUGAUUGCUGAGACAGGAACACUGACUGAAGAGACGCAGCUAUUGAUUUAUAUAUGUGCAGGCAUAGCCACAAUUCUGCUGGUUAUCACUGGCUACUGUUGCUUGAAGUGCAUAUUGUGGUGUAAUAACAGGAAGCAGGACAAUACGAACAAUCCUGUGGGUGCAGUUGCAAGUGCUCCACCUGCGGAAAUAGGCAGACAAGUAGAUGAACAGCGAAGAGGAGAGGACAACCUUGUUUAUGAAAAUGAUGACCAAUGUCCAGCCAGCCAGCAGGGCAACUACAGCAGAAAUCAUGGCAAUCUCCCAGGAGUUUUACCUGACGUGGACAGGACUCAACCCACUCAAAGCACAAGCAGCAUUUAUCCAAACUUGAACCAGUUCAACUUUGAGAGGGUGGAAAGUCAGAGAACAAAACUGAGAUUUCAUACAGACAUCUUGAGCAGAAUACGGCAAGCAAGUUUCAGUCGGCAUUACUAUGUUAACCAACGUGAACUCAGCAAACAACAAGCAACGUCAACGCAGGCGGAGAGUCAUUGCACCGGAGGUUUGGGGAAGAAGAAGAAGAAGAAAGUUAAUGAGAAUUGUCAAUACCAAAACCCAAUUUACAACAGAAGCACAGAGCAGCUCAACCAUCUGUAGAGAACCAAGGGCAGUGCUCAAACAGCUGCUGGGAUCUUUUCAGCAUCAUUUCAGUUAUUGAAAAUUCAUUUUGCAUAAAUAUUCAUGUAUUACUGUAUUUGUUUGUUGUAUUACUGCAUUGUAUUUCGUUGGCUGUAGAUCUAAAAGACAAUUACUAAUGGCUGAUAAAGUUCAUCAUACAAACAUCAAGAUUAUUCGCAUACAAUAAAGUAUAAUCAAAUCAA
Messenger RNA from Scatophagus argus, 1292 nucleotides. RefSeq lists its product as uncharacterized. Lineage: Eukaryota; Metazoa; Chordata; Actinopteri; Scatophagidae. Bases 46 to 1068 code for a protein of 340 amino acids. The transcript is spliced from 11 exons. The record is from RefSeq and is a predicted model, not a curated record.